ACCAUCAUUUAAAUGGAGAAGAGAGUCGGGGGCUUAUCUGAAGUAUUUUGACAGGUUGCUGAUAAUUGAUAAAGCACACCACUACAGAUAUAAAUACUGCCACAAACGCUGGAGCAAAGAGAAAAGAAAUCUGCGGUUUACUUUUGUGCUCACACCUUAGAGAUGCCUGGUUUUCUUUCGCUGGUCUGUGCCCUGUCAUUUGCGCUAAUCGAUUGCUUUGACAUUGGAAUAUCGACAAAGUGCGUAAACGUACCGAAAGAAAUGGGCUUGUGUCAGGAUGUUGGAUACUCAGAAAUGAGGCUUCCCAAUCUGAUGGGCCACACGACACUCAGGGAAGUUAUCCCGAAAUCUAUUGAGUGGGAGACGCUGCUUCGUACUGGCUGUCACUCACAGAGUGCCACCUUUCUCUGCUCCUUGUUUGCUCCCGUCUGCUUAGACACGUUCCUUCAGCCUUGCAGGAGUCUGUGUGUAGCUGUCAGGGACAGCUGUAGCCAAGUUCUCACCUGCCACGGACAGUCCUGGCCCGAUGCCUUUGACUGUGAUCGAUUCCCCGCCGAGGAGGACACCUGCCUCACAUCGAUCGGCACCGAAUCUUCUACCUAUCGAAAAUUUUUCCCCAAGCCAACUUGCCAGGGCUGUCCGACUACAGAGGAACCAGGAGCCCACAAAAGAGUUCUGCAAGCAUUUUGUCAGAACAAUUUCGCUGUGAAAGUUACCCUGACGAAAAGGAAGCGUGCCUCAGGUGAUUCCGAGUAUGAGGUGGAAGGAUGGGUGGAGAUGAUUAGCCCUGGUUCGCUGUUUCCCUUUGGAUCACGCACUAUUAUUCAGCAGUGGCUCCUGAUCAAUACAAACUGCGCCCACAAGCUGACACCCAGCAGCAACCGCGCCGUGCAAUACGUCCUUAUUGGCAAUGUUCAGGACACCAAUGUAAUCGUGAAUAAAAUCUACUUGUGGCAUAGAAAGGAUACUCCAAUCACACUCGCCGCUCGUAAAUGGAAGCAACAUAGGUGCUAGACAACGAUUGGUUUCGUAUAUUGUAUGUGACAUAUUAAUACUCAAUUUGCAUAUUGUAAAUAUAAAUUUAUAAUGUAAAAUAAUGUACAUCUGUUAAUGUUUGUAAACGUGUAGGUUGGAAUUGGCCUGUUAACGAUGUAACUGCAUUAUUAUUUAAACUGUGGAGUAUUGCAUAUGGAAGAAUGUAGCUGUAUACAGUAUUAUAUAAACUCUUCAAAACGCAAUUGCAUGGGUUGACUUUCGGUGCGAGAACAGUAAGGAAGGAAGUACCAAAUUAAUCAAUGGGAAGGCUGAUGGCCUCAUUGUCAUUCAUGUAAAAAUAUUAGAAUAACAUUAAAGACGAUGCUUAGUUAGACACAUUCAAAUAUUGCUACUUAGAUGAGAUAGCUGCGCCAGUAACUUUAUAAAACUGGUAUCACAGCGUCUGCUUCACCAUUUACAGAUAACAGCAUUGUUCUUUCUAAUGCACAUCCCCUUCUAACAAUCCGGCAAAUGUCAACUUGCCAAUCAACAACUCUAGCACUUAAGGUUAAUUUACAAAUGUUCAGUCUCAUUAAUUCGGGUUUUAAUUACUGGGUAAAAACCGAAAGAACUGUGGUUGCUGUAAAUCAAAGAA
Molecule: messenger RNA, 1630 nt
Organism: Chiloscyllium plagiosum (whitespotted bambooshark)
Lineage: Eukaryota; Metazoa; Chordata; Chondrichthyes; Orectolobiformes; Hemiscylliidae
Gene: szl
Product: sizzled
Biological process (GO): non-canonical Wnt signaling pathway; canonical Wnt signaling pathway
Molecular function (GO): Wnt-protein binding
Source: RefSeq, a predicted model, not a curated record